AUUUCUAUAUAAGAAUUUAUAAUGCUAUAGAGUAAUUUGACAUCCUAUCUAGAAGGAGUUGAGAAAUAGAUAACAAAUAAUGAAUUAAGUUGUGAGGAGGCAAUGGAAAUGAUUUCAAAAUUAAAUCCUUAGAGUUUGAUAGAAAAAAAAGAGUUAAUGCAAAUGAGAAAAAAGUUGUAAUAAUUGUAAAGAGAUGAAGUGAAGGAAAAAAUAAAAGGGAAACUUAAUUCACAUAUCUUUAUAUUAAGAGAACUAUUGGAAAAAAGUAGAAAUGUAAACAAUAGUGGAGAGAGAUAUAAAUUAUUAAGUGAGGCAGAGGAAUAGAAAAAAAUAACGGAGGCUCUAAUUUAUACAUUAAAUUAAUAUAAGGAUCAUGUAAGUGUAAAAUUUGUGGGGGAUUGUAAGAAGGUGAUAGUAGAGUAUGAAGAAGAAUUAAGACAAUCUUUUAUGUCUGCUAAAAGAGAGGAGGGAAUCUUUAUGACAAAUUAGAAAAGCUUAUAGUAAUCGAUGUUUGUUAGUGAAAUAGAAUAAGAUGAGAGAUUUGAUGAUGAGUUAUAAAAUGAGAAAUCAAUAAGAGGAAAAAUAUAUAAAUAUUUUAAUAAAGUAUUUGGUUGUCUUAAUACUUAUAAUUAAUGAUAAUGG
Molecule: messenger RNA, 642 nt
Organism: Paramecium sonneborni
Lineage: Eukaryota; Ciliophora; Oligohymenophorea; Peniculida; Parameciidae
Source: the annotation of a GenBank genome assembly